AUGCGGACGAUAUCACUUUUACUAUGUUUUCUGGUCGCCCUGCUUCAGAGCCCUCUCGUCUCCGCUGUGAGGCUCAUUGAAUCCAAGGCCCUUACCCUCUGCCAAGACAGCAACAAUUUUACAGCUACCUAUUUCAACGUCAGAUACACGCCCGACAAUGGCUCACUUGUGGUCGGAUUCGAUGGAGUUUCCGCCAUUUCUGGUUUUGUGGAGGCCACAAUCGUCCUUGACGCCUACGGAUAUACUGCUUUGGAGAAGACAUUUAACCCUUGCGAUUAUUCUCCGGAACUCAAAGGUCUCUGUCCCAUGAACACUGGUGAAAUGAACAUCACGGACGCUCCCUUGCAAGUUGGGACUGAUCUCGUCGAUCAGAUUCCAGGCAUUGCAUUCACUGUUCCUGAUCUUGAUGCAACCGUCCGCAUCUACAUAAAUUCCACCAAGACACACGAGAGUAUUGCCUGUCUAGAGGCUAGUCUUUCGAAUGGUAAAACCGUCUAUCAAAAGGGCGUCGGAUGGACUACUGCCAUCAUCGCCGGUCUGGGUUUGACUGCUUCUGCUAUCACCUCCGGCCUCGGGCACUCGAACACUGCUGCUCAUGUUGCGGCGAAUGCUCUUUCCCUCUUUAACUUCUACCAAUCGCAAGCAAUGAUUGGUAUGACUUCUAUCCACUUGCCACCCAUUGUCCAAUCUUGGACUCAAAAUUUCCAAUGGAGUAUGGGUGUCAUUCGGGUCGGGUUUCUUCAAGAUAUUUGUACCUGGUACCAACGGUCUACGGGAGGAACUGCCGCAACACUUCUCUCCGAGCUCUCGACCACUUCGGUUCAAGUCCUUAAGAAGCGAACUCUUGAUACUGCGGCUGGUAUAGUGGGAAGAUCCGUGGGGGCCCUUGCCAAAAGAGACGGGUCGCAAAAGGCCACUUCUGAAACCCAAGAAGUACGUGGAAUUGAGCGUGUCGGGUUCGUCGCUGGAAUUGAAGCAACCAACAUCUUUUUGACGGGUUUCAUCUUCUUCGUCGUCUUCGUGGCUCUGGUUAUGCUUCUCGUCGUCUGCUUCAAGGGGGUAUGCGAACUUCUUGCUAAGCACGGAAAGAUGCAGAGUGACAAAUUCCAAGACUUCCGCAACGGAUGGAGAGUCGUUACACGUGGUAUUCUCUUCCGAUUAACCUUGAUCGGUUUCCCCCAAAUGUGCAUCCUUUGCCUAUGGGAAUUCACCCGGAACGAUUCGCCUGCCGAAAUUGUGCUCGCUGUGAUAAUGCUCGUGUCUCUCCUUGCAACUUUAGGUUGGGCUUCGUUCAAAGUCAUCAGCCUGGCGAAGCGGUCGAUCGCAUUGCAUAAGAAUCCGGCUUACAUCCUUUACUCCGACCCGACUUGCUUGAAUAAGUGGGGGUUCCUUUAUGUGCAAUACCGAGCCACUGCGUACUACUUCGUCAUUCCCGUCCUCGGCUAUCUAUUUGUGAAGGGUAUGUUCAUCGGGCUCGCUCAGCCAGCUCCCGUGGUUCAAACCGUCGCCUAUGUUAUCCUCGAAGCUGCCAUGUUGAUUGCAGUCAGCGUUCUCCGGCCGUGGAUGGACAAGAAAACCAACAUCUAUAACAUCUCUAUCGCCGCGGUUCAAUUCCUGAAUGCUAUCUUUCUCCUCUUCUUUUCCAACGUUUUCAACCAGCCAGGUCUGGUUACUGGAGUCAUGGGUGUUGUCUUCUUUGUGAUCAAUGCCGUUGCUGCCCUGGUACUCUUGAUUCUGGUGCUCAUUGCCUCGAUCUAUGCUAUGGUUUCUAAGAACCCUGACACACGCUAUCAGCCCAUGAGGGACGACCGAGGUUCAUUCAUCAAAUCACAAACGCAGCUGACCACCGAAUUGGAUGCGCUGGGUGCUACCGCUCGUGGUGAUAUGAAGACCACCAACUACAAGGCUAACAAUCCUUUUGACGAUGACAAUGGCUCAUUCUCCAGCGGCAAUGGCGCCAGCGUUAGCCGCCAGAACCUUGAACCGAAUCACACCGCAACGGCUGGUCAGCCCCCGCAUUCCCCUGUUGACCCAUCGCUUCCGUUGUUCCCUAGCGACAACAGCGGGCGAGGCCCUGGUGGCGCUGAUCACAUCCAACGGUCACAAUCGCCGAUCCCUCGAAGCUUUACUUCCUCACCGUUCCAGAACGGAUACCGAACACAGAACAACCAAAGCCCAUGGCAAAGAGGGGCUGGUUAUGAACACUAA
Molecule: messenger RNA, 2208 nt
Organism: Aspergillus puulaauensis
Lineage: Eukaryota; Fungi; Ascomycota; Eurotiomycetes; Eurotiales; Aspergillaceae
Product: transient receptor potential ion channel family protein
Exons: 2
Coding region: 1-2208 (735 amino acids)
Biological process (GO): fungal-type cell wall biogenesis; transmembrane transport
Source: RefSeq, a predicted model, not a curated record